AAAAGGCAAGACCCUUCAAGUAGGGUGUUUGGUGUUUGUUCGUUGUCUUAUCGAUCUUUAAAAGAAACAUCAUUAUUUAUAUCAUUAAUUGGAACAUUUUACCAUGGUGUUCCUUACAAUUGCUAACUGGAUACGUUCCCGAGGGCCAGAUGAGAUUUGGAGAAAAAGAAGGAUGUUUAGGCUUGCUGCACACUAUAUAGGACGCCGUAGAAACUGUUACUCUAUCACUGUACGCAAUGUUCACAGAGCAUUAGUUUACGCAACUAAAGCAAGGAAGUUGAAGAAGCAAGAUAUGAUUGACCUAUGGAGUACUAGAAUCACAGCGGCUUGUGAACAACACAACAUUACACCUUGUACAUUAAAGGAGGGCUUGGACCGUGCUAAUAUUAUGUUAGAUCGUAAAUCACUGUCUGAUCUUGCUUGUUGGGAGCCACGGACAUUUGAAUGUUUAGCUGCUGUAGCCAAACAGAAGUUAGAGUAUGAUGGAGCCAUUGACUAUACUGAUAAGAAAUACCCUACAGGUGUGAAUCUAAAACUGCAAGAUGUUAUGCUUGAAGCUUGGCUGAAGGAAAAAAAACAAUAACUUAAUUCAACAUUUUAUUACCUAUCAUCUAGUUAUUUUAGUUUCACAUUAGUUCUGUAAAUAAUAAAAAAUACUUUAUACAAAUGUUUUUGAUUAACUAGUUUCCUAAUUCUUUCUUCAGUUUCUUUGUUAAUUCAUUUUGUUUUUCUAAUAUGUAAAGGUUUUCUAUUUUACGUCUCUGCUGUCUCUCAACAUCCUUUACUACUCCUUCAUGCAUUCUUUCCCUGAAAUGUGAAUUA
Spodoptera exigua (beet armyworm) is the source of this 822-nucleotide messenger RNA. NCBI's taxonomy places the organism in Eukaryota, Metazoa, Arthropoda, Insecta, Lepidoptera, Noctuidae. The record is from the annotation of a GenBank genome assembly.